CAGGCUGUUAUAUGUGAUUUGUCGCUCCUUCAAAAGCUGAGGACAGUAAGAUUAUUUGAAUGAACGCUGUCUCCUGUAGUAGGCUACUCCUUAGUCCUCACGAGGGGGCAAAAGGACAGUUUUUAACGGGCUUCAUACCCACAUCCUGCAGUCUGCUCAUGAUCUACUCUUGUCCCGUGAAGCGGUGCGACUCCACUAGCGACAACAUGUAAAACUUGGAAGUCAGUCACGGUAAAUAGCCUACAAGACCUUCGAUUAGAGUGAAACAAGCUGCUGGUAACAUGGGGAAUAAUUCUGGAAAAGAACGACAUGGAUCUGCAGGCACUGCCGUGGACACAUAUGAAACACCUUCUGCCUCGCCGUAUAGUCUUGUUUCUACCUGUUCACCAACCACUCAGCUGGAGUCCAUUUCCAACUAUACAAGCACAGCCAUCCCUGAAACGGCUCAAGACACUCUGAGUUCCACCGAUCAGAAUGAUGAACAAUUGUUGGACUGCAGGACAGAGCCUGCGAAGGAGGCUGAGGAUGGAUUUAAGAUGACAGAAUCACCUAGGCAGGUGUCUCAUCCUUCAGGUGUGUAUGUGAAUGGAAAAACAGAAGUGGACCCAAAACUCCUACAGGAGUGUUUCAACACACUGCAGCUCAACAACAUUGAAGAAUCCACAUAUAUACUGAACGAUCUGUUAACAUGUUUUUUGAUGGAGCGGGAGAAGAUGAAGGAGGAAUUGAGAAGUUGUAAAGAAAAGAUUCAGGCAGAACGUGAGGAGUGGCAGCAAUUCCAGUCUGACCUGAAGGUGGCGCUUGUGGUUUCAGACAGACUGAGGGCAGAAGCUGAGGAAGAGCUAAAUACUUUAAGAGCAGCAAGGCAGGACAUGGACACACAGCUAGCCAAUGCCUUGCAGGGUCGCCAGGAGUUCGAAAGUCAGUUGGAGAGCCUCAGAGCUGAGUUGGAGCAAAGCAAGCAGAAACUGAAGCACCACCCAGCCACCCACAAGAGGGCCCCAGAGAAAAAAGAUCAAAGAUAA
This is a messenger RNA of Cyprinus carpio (common carp), 1025 nucleotides long. Its product is annotated as cytospin-A-like. The record is from RefSeq and is a predicted model, not a curated record. The coding region runs from base 282 to 1025 and encodes 247 amino acids. The transcript has 5 exons. Lineage: Eukaryota; Metazoa; Chordata; Actinopteri; Cypriniformes; Cyprinidae.